Messenger RNA from Tyto alba (common barn owl), 6492 nucleotides. RefSeq names its product P2Y purinoceptor 1. NCBI's taxonomy places the organism in Eukaryota, Metazoa, Chordata, Aves, Strigiformes, Tytonidae. Gene Ontology annotation, biological process: relaxation of muscle; phospholipase C-activating G protein-coupled receptor signaling pathway; platelet activation. Gene Ontology annotation, molecular function: G protein-coupled ADP receptor activity; ATP binding; A1 adenosine receptor binding. Gene Ontology annotation, cellular component: plasma membrane. The record is from RefSeq and is a predicted model, not a curated record. The transcript has 2 exons. Bases 111 to 1202 code for a protein of 363 amino acids.
GGAGGAGGAGGAGGAGGAGGAGGAGGGAGCCGCGGAAGGCAGAUGCGUUGCUGUUCCUGUAGAGACUUCCUUGCUUCACCUCAGACCUAUGUGACUCUGGUGGAAGGAUCAUGACUGAAGUCCUCUUCUCUGCUGCUUUGAAUGGAACUGAGCCCAACCUGUUCUCCAGCAGCGGCUGGUCUGCGGGAAACGCCACCACCAAGUGUUCCCUGACCAAAACUGGCUUCCAGUUCUAUUACCUGCCCACCGUCUACAUUCUCGUCUUCAUCACUGGGUUUUUGGGCAACAGCGUGGCCAUCUGGAUGUUCGUCUUCCACAUGAGGCCUUGGAGCGGCAUCUCGGUUUACAUGUUCAACUUGGCGCUGGCCGAUUUCUUGUACGUCUUGACUCUGCCUGCCCUCAUCUUCUACUACUUCAAUAAAACGGACUGGAUCUUCGGAGACAUCAUGUGCAAGCUGCAGCGGUUCAUCUUCCACGUGAACCUGUACGGCAGUAUUUUGUUUCUAACUUGCAUAAGCGUGCACAGGUACACGGGGGUGGUGCACCCCCUGAAGUCGCUGGGGAGGCUGAAGAAGAAGAACGCGGUGUACAUCAGCACCCUGGUCUGGGUUGUUGUGGUGGCCGUGAUUUCCCCGAUACUCUUCUACUCGGGAACGGGGAUAAGGAAGAAUAAAACCACGACGUGCUACGACACAACAGCCGAUGACUACCUGCGAAGUUACUUCAUUUACAGCAUGUGCACCACGGUGCUUAUGUUCUGCAUCCCAUUCAUCCUGAUUCUUGGUUGCUAUGGGCUCAUUGUGAAAGCUCUGAUUUACAAAGAUUUGGACAAUUCUCCUCUCAGGAGAAAGUCGAUUUACCUGGUUAUCAUUGUGUUGACGGUCUUUGCUGUGUCUUACCUCCCCUUCCACGUGAUGAAGACCUUAAAUCUAAGAGCCAGGGUGGAUUUUCAGACCCCACAAAUGUGUGCCUUCAACGAUAAGGUUUAUGCCACUUACCAAGUGACGAGGGGGCUGGCCAGCCUCAACAGCUGCGUCGACCCCAUUCUUUACUUUCUGGCAGGCGAUACCUUUCGAAGGCGCCUUUCCAGGGCGACCAGGAAAUCGUCCAGAAGAAGUGAACACAACGUGCAGUCCAAAAGCGAGGAGAUGACUCUCAAUAUUUUAUCAGAGUAUAAACAGAACGGAGAUACCAGUUUGUGAACAAAUGCAAAAGAUUUGGGAACAGUUUGGAAAAAAUCCUCCGCUCGGAGACAGUAGGACACUGUAGUGCUACAAGUGUGUGAGGAAAAUCUACCAGUCUCUCAGAUUCAUUUUAGGUAAAGCCUCGUUUUCUGAUCUUAGAAAAAGCUUGACAAAGUCAGUGGAAGAAUUUGAAUGGAAAAUAACGUGUCAAAAUUCAGCUUUCCUUCUGCUUGCAAUAUUCUCAUUUCUUUCUGACUUGUGUCAGAUAAAGUAAAAUGAAGUAAAUCCCCUAAAGGAAGCAAGCAAUCCAAGUACUUCUGGUUUAAUGACUUAGUCUCCCACGUUCAAAAAGGCUCUCAAACAGCCUCUCUUUAAAAGUAGGAAAUAAAGAUAAGAAAGAGCAGUGUCUUCUCUUCCGAGGCUCAGUCCACACACCUGGCCUUUCGCUCACUUGCCGUUGUAAACAAGUAUUUAAAUCAAAGUCACGAUGCAGUUAUCUCACCUUUUACAGUUUUAUUAUUUCUUCAUCUACUAGUGUUGAUAAUUAUUUGAUAGUUCGGUAGCAUUUAUGAUUCAGUCUUCUUUGAGUGCCGGUGUUUUACAAGAGGUAGGCUUACUGAUGUGUGCAUGAUUACGCUUUCAGAUUACGAUGGUUGUUCAUGAAAAAUCUGGACACACCCCACCCCCCCCCAUUAAAAGGCAAAUUGGCUUCCAGGUGACCCGAGCCCUCCGCGGCUGGCAGACAGAUAAGCGGGUCUCUGCCUGCUUCGCACCUGCACGUGUUUCGCCAGCGCCGGUGGCGGGAGCCUCGCUGGAGUUCUUUACGGGUAAAAACGUGCAGAAACGCCUCUGCUGGAAAUAACCGUACCUUUCGGACGAGUGGAACGGCGGUCGCUCGAGUUACCCGCGUUUUCAUUUGGUAUGAGAAUGUUUCUGUUCCUGGUGGUCUUUAGGGAUAACGUAAGAGUUGUCUCCCCAGAAAAUAAUUAUUAAAAUGGGUAAUAUAAAUGGAUUAUAUAUUAUAUAUAUAUAUAUAUAAAAAAAAAAUAACUGGGGGGAAUUAAUUUUUUUGUACUGUGACAAAUAAAUUACUGUAUUAACAAGAUAUUGCAACAUACUACAGGCUAAAUCCGGCCCUUUAUUACAUAUCUCCUCCAAACGUGGAACAGGUCGUCCAAAAUUAGCCAAACUGCAAUAUUGUGUAACUCAAGAGCUAGUGAUCAGAGCACAGAUGAAAUCGUACAUGGGCAGUCAUUCAUUUCUCGUAUUUUUAAGAAAUGUAUUUGAAAAUAUUGUGUGCUAAAAAUGAUAGGAAAGCAUGCUCUAAAUAAUAAAUCUAGUGUACAAAAUGAAGUUCUAUGUAAACCUAAGGGUGAUUUUUAACAGAUCUUAGUUCCUCCAGUCUUAAUAGUAAAAUAUUUAUAUUUUACUUACUAAUUUCCAGUGAUUGGUAACAGAAAAGAAUAGCUCUAGUUAUUUUUUUUGACAACAUUGUAAAGCAGCUUCUGUUCACACGUACAGCUUCUUAAUCUGCAAAAUCCCUAUUUAUUGAACUUAUUUAUUGGAAAGUUAAAUGUAAAGUAUGUAAAGUGUGGUACUCUGUGGUCAUAUUCAGAAUUGGGCAUUAAUGGAAAAUUUGACAGCAUGUUUCAAUCACGGUAAUACUGUGUCUUCUAACAGAACAUCUUUAUAAUAAACUCAAUUCCACCCUGACUAUUCACUGUUGAUAUGUAACCUAGUGAUAAAUUAAACUACUGAUUUAUAGCCUAGAGAUAAGUUAAACUACUGCUUAGGAAGCAUAGCUCCUUAAAGCAGUGUUAAGAUCUCAUUGAGCCCUAUAGGAUGAAAAAUGUAGAGGUAGCGAAGAAAUCCCAAGCAAGGGUCAAUUGCUAAUUAAUCCCUCCUGACAAAAGACUGUGGAACAGCACAGCCUAUUUAUAUCCCUGGAGAGUGAGCCUGAUUCACAAUAAAUGACUUCUCCUAUUAUGUGAUUGUUUGAGACUUCAUUCAAUUGAGCCAUGUCCUGGCUGGAAUGGCAGAUGAGUUAAAUUGAGAGAGAGCAUAAAAAUAGGAUAUUCUCUGAAUCUGCUCUGCUAGGUUUAAAAUCGUAUUCGUUUCCCAGCGUUUCGUGGUCUAUUUCUCUCUUUCAGUUAGGAAAUAAAAUGUUCCACUAAUUCAUGUCUGAAAAAAGAUCCUAAACAGAUGCAGCAGAAUGUAAAAACCGCACCCCCAGGUUGGUCCUCAUGUAGUUACUUGCAGCCUUCUCGCAAUAUGUCUCUUUAAUAUGGCAAAGCUGGCAGGCUAGGACAGCGUGCGUGAGCUCGGAGAGCCACAACCCCGGGGCCGGGCGGGAGCGGAGCGCCCGCCGUGGCUCUACCCGUGAAAGCUCGCUCUGCCUCGCCUCGCCUCGCCGAAGAGCACGGCGUCCCCCACUUCAUCACCGAGGUCCGUGCUGGGCACUGAUUUGAUGAAGAUCGCUUUCGCUGACGGUCGGCCGUGGCAGGGAACCGCACUCGGCACCUUCUCCUCACGGGAGCGUACCGGAGCCUCCCACCGAACGGCGAGAAGGAUCAUUAAACACAUUUUCCACACGGUUUGUUUCCCAUCUUUCAGCCCCGGUGACCGGGAGCGCUCGCACCUCAACCCGCGUGCUGCUCCGGCGCGACUCCCCGCCGUACACCCCCCCAGCAUGCCGCAGCCUCCUCUCAGUCCCGCUGGAACGUGACGCCGUGCCUCGCAAUCGCCCGAGAAGUUCCCGCUCUCUUUCCCAGCGCUGCUGGACCGGGUGCGGAGCCGUCGGCGCCCCUGCAAAGCCGCACCAGCUCCACGCCUCUCCCCCCACCGCUGGCUUUGCACCCGCAGCCUGGCGGGAUCGUGGCCGUUGGGCCAUCCCGUCGGCGAGGACGCCGCUUCGACGCGGGGGGACUGGGCAGCACCGGGACAAAAAGCAAGCAGGUCUUCUGUGCUGGCUGGAGCCGUUAGCUCCUGGGCAACUCGGCAAGUCUGUCUGUUGUUAAAUAUUUGCCUUUUGGCCCUUAUCCUUGCCGUAACGUAUUUGUGGAAGCCAAGCAGCCCGCCAACCUUAGGUGAUCCCUGCCUUUAUCCGUAAACCUCUGCCAUGGAUGUAGUCGAAGAAGCCUCUCCGGAACCCACUCGACAGCAGUUUCUUUCUGAUCUAUCCAAUAUGCAAAGAGAAUGCAAUCUCAGCUACAGCCUCUGGGCUGUUAAUUAAUAAUCAAUGAUGACGAUGGGUUGCGUUUACUGGGAACGGGAUUCAGCUCAUCGCCUCCCUACAGGAAGACCACCUAAAAGUUCCACCUUUUCCUGUUUUGCUACAUUAGCCUUCGACUAGCAAAUGAGAGUAAACAUUUUAUGAUUUCAUGGUCAUGCUUUUAACCUUUUCUUCCUCUGGGUGUAUCUGGGAAUCUUUUAAUAACUACAAAUCAUUCGCUGAAGACACCAAAAGGUUUGGAGUAAAUAGCUAUUUAGAGCUUAAGUUUUGCCAAAGCAUUGUACUAUGAUCCACGCUGAAACAAAUUCUUAUUCAUUAGCUAUAUUUUGCUUCCUCUGGCUCACAGGGUUAAUUUUUUUUUCUAAUUUAUGCCCAUUAAUCCUUACAUAUGGUAAUCUCUAACACAAAAUGAAAUCGGUAAGAAACCUACGCAUGAUCUGCUGUCAGUUUGUACGUUUUCAUCACACAGCACCACGGGUUGUUGUUGUUGUUGUUGUUGUUUUAAUCCAGUUCAUACGACACCGAGUUAACAAAGUCACGCUCAGCCCUAGGGACCCAGCAGUGCCUUGCCUGACCCUGCUCUCAGCAGGAGGGUGCCCUGGCGAGCUGCCUCCCCACCCCAAUUCCCCAGCACCCCGGCGAGCUGCCUCCCCACCCCAAUUCCCCGGCCGUGGGGACCUGUGGGACCGUCCCCGUGGCUGGCGGCCAGCGCGCGAGCGCCGCGGAGCAUCCUGCCUCUUCUCACCCGAGGACAGGGCCUGAAGAUUCGUUCCCACAGCGUGGACCCCCCCAGACUAAACCCCCCGGGGGCCGUGCUGUAUGAGCCCAGCGAGGGGCCACGCCGAGUCUUCCCCAGCCUGGCAUCCUCCCCUGGCUGGCUGAGGAAGGACAAGGAGGGGGGACACGGGGAGCCUGCGGAGCACAGGGCGCCCCACGGAAAGGGCUGGUCUUCCCCACUGCCACCCGCCGAUGGUCCGAGCUGGACAGGCAGGUCUGGAGCAGGGGAACACGCUGGCCCCGGGGGUGCCAGGAGGCACAAAAACCUGCUAAUUGCCUUUCUGGGAUUCUUUUUUUUUUUUUUUUUUUUCCCCCCACGUUGCUAGUUUUUGUCUUCAGCUUGGUCCAGAACAAAAACAUUAAUAGAGAGUGAAAUGUCUUAACACAGGUAUUACUUAUUUGUGUGAUAAGUUCAUUAUUUUUUCAAGUCUACGCCUUCCUGUUUGUCACCUGCAGUGGUUAGUCCUCUCCUCUGGUAAGCUUUCUGAAGGGAGCUCUAGGCCUGAAGCUGAAUUUGAAUACGAAAAACGUGUUCCAAGCUCCUGAGCAGCCAUGUUCAACUACUGCCAGUUGCAAACUGGGGAGGGACCAGUGGAGCUGCAGGGGGAAAUGCUGACCCGUGGGUGGAAGUUGGUUUAAGAUGGACACUAAAAGCCCUUAAGUUUGUUUGUUUUUUUUUUUAAAAAAAAAAAAAAACACGGCAACUAUAGCUGCUUGAAUAGGACGGUUUCACCCUGCUUACAUUCGCUGUAUUAUUUCUAACUUCAGGUGCUUUGCACUGAAUCAGAAUCUACUACAGAAUAGUAUUUCUGGAGCCUAACUGUACUGGCACCAUAGUUUCAAAUACUUUGAAGACAGACGACUUGUGAAUUAAAACCACUACUUGUUUUGUGGCUGUGAAUUACAGUGUGUUUCAAGGAUAUAUGUGAAAAUGUUUAUUUUUCUAUCGUACUGUGAUUUUAAUAUUGUUGAGUAAGUUCAAUUUUUGUGUAAAUACUAGUGAAAUUUGACUGCGAUAGCUGCAGAGACAGUGCUACUUGGUAUUUAAGCUCAGGUUAUGUAACUGCUUUAAUUAAAUAGUAGUAAAAAAAAAUCCCCUUAUUUGUCUAUAAUUUUAACAACUAAAAAGACUUUGUUUUUUAAUAAAGCACGAGGUUGUUUGCAUGUACAUUUACUGUUAGGCAUGGCUUUUGAAGUUGUAACUAUUUUUAGUGGCAGCAGAACUGCAGCCACAGAGUUACUGGCACUGUACCUAGCAACCUCACUUUGAAACCGCUCCAAUAAAAUUAUGAAACACUU